AUGGCGCAGUCGACGACCCCAAUGGAGGAUGCGAUGAGAGCAAAGCUCACCGAGGCUUUGAAGCCUACGACCCUGGAGAUCUACAAUGACUCGCAUCUGCAUUCGCAUCAUAAAGCCAUGCAGGGUGUGACCAGCAAAGAGACACACUUCCGCGUGGUCAUCACAUCCGAUAAGUUCAAGGAAGCUAGAAUGCAACCUGCCAGGCACCGCAUGGUUUACGCGCUCUUGAAGGAUGAGCUAGCACAGGAAGGUGGCAUACACGCUUUACAGCUCAAGACGCGGACACUUGAUGAGGAAGAGCGGCAGAAGCAGAAGGAGCAGGCUGAGUGA
This is a messenger RNA of Didymosphaeria variabile, 330 nucleotides long. It is a transcript of the gene uvi31, whose product is annotated as BolA domain UV induced protein Uvi31. The record is from RefSeq and is a predicted model, not a curated record. The transcript is spliced from 4 exons. The coding region runs from base 1 to 330 and encodes 109 amino acids. Lineage: Eukaryota; Fungi; Ascomycota; Dothideomycetes; Pleosporales; Didymosphaeriaceae.